Acanthosepion pharaonis is the source of this 3321-nucleotide messenger RNA. NCBI's taxonomy places the organism in Eukaryota, Metazoa, Mollusca, Cephalopoda, Sepiida, Sepiidae. The record is from the annotation of a GenBank genome assembly.
AUGGACAGAGCCGCCUUAAAAACCACCAACCAGUUCUCGCACCCCUCAAAAAAACCAACCAGUCAACCUUUCAAAAAGGUUCAAACCAGUCCACACCCCUUUCAAGCCACCAAACCGGUUCUCGCACCUUUUCAAACCACCAACCAGUUCUCGCAACCCUUUCAAACCACCAACCAGUCCAGUUCACACACCUUUCAAACCACCAACCGGUUCUCGCACCCCUUUCAUACCACCAACCGGUUCUCGCAUUCCUUUCAAACCACCAACCGGUUCUCGCACCCCUUUCAUACCACCAACCAAGUUCUCGCACCCUUUCAUUUUCGUACCCUUUCAAACCAAACCUUUCACCAAACCUUUACCCCAACCACCAACCAGUUCUCGCACCCUUUCAAACCACCAAACUGGUUCUCGCCCCCUUUCAAACCACCAACCAGUUUCGCGCCCCUUUCAAACCACCAACCAGUUCUCGCACCCCUUUCAAACCACCAACCGGUUCACGCCCCUUUCAAACCACCAACCAGUUCUCGCACCCCUUUCAAACCACCAACCGGUUCUCGCGCCCCUUUCAAACCACCAACCAGUUCUCGCACCACCUUUCAAACCACCAACCAGUUUCGCGCCUCUUUCAAACCACCAACCGGUUCUCGCACCCCUUUCAAACCACCAACCGGUUCUCAGAAACCAGUUCCCCCCUUUCAAACCACCAACCGGUUCUCGAAACCCCUUUCUUUCAAACCACCAACCAGUUUCUCGCACCCCUUUCAAACCACCAACCGGUUCUCGCACCCCUUUCAAACCACCAACCAGUUUCGCACCCCUUUCAAACCAGAAACCAGUUUUCAAACCACCAACCAGUUCUCGCUUUCUUUCCCUUUCCAGUUCCACCAACCGGUUCCAGUUCACCCUUUUCAAACCACCAACCGGUUCUCGCACCCCUUUCAAACCACCAACCAGUUCUCGCACCCCUUUCAAACCACCAACCAGUUCUUCACCCCUUUCAAACCACCAACAGUUCUCGUUCCCUUUCAAACCAAACCUUUCAAACCAAACCAACCCAGUUCUCGCACCCUUUCAAACCACCAACCAGUUCUCGCACCCCUUUCAAACCACCAACCAGUUUCACGCCCCCUUUCAAACCACCAACCAGUUCUCGUUCUUUCAAACCACCAACCAGUUCACGCGCCCCUUUCAAACCAGAAACCAGUUCUCGUACCCCCUUUCAAACCACCAACCGGUUCUCGCGCCCCUUUCAAACCACCAACCAGUUCUCGCACCCCUUUCAAACCACCAACCGGUUCUCGCGCCCCUUUCAAACCACCAACCAGUUCUCGCACCCCUUUCAAACCACCAACCAGUUCUCGCACCCCUUUCAAACCACCAACCGGUUCUCAAACCACCAACCCUUUCAAACCACCAACUGGUUCUCGCACCCUUUCAAACCACCAACCGGUUCUCGCACCCCUUUCAAACCACCAACCGGUUCACGCGCCUUUCAAACCAGAAACCGCACCUUUCAAACCACCAACCAGUUCUCGCAUUUCCUUUCAAACCACCAACCAGUUCUCGCACCCUUUCAAACCACCAACCAGUUCUCGCACCUCCUUUCAAACCACCAACCAGUUCUCGCACCCCUUUCAAACCACCAACCAGUUCUCGCACCCCUUUCAAACCACCAACCAGUUCUCGCAUUUUUCAAACCACCAACCGGUUCUCGCAACCUUUCAAACCACCAACCGGUUCUCGCCAUUUCUCGUACCCUUUUCAAACCACCAACCGGUUCUCGCUUCUAAACCCCCUUUCAAACCACCAACCAGUUUCGCACCCUUUCAAACCACCAACCAGUUCUCGCACCCCUUUCAAACCACCAACCAGUUCUCGCACCCUUUCAAACCACAAACCUGGUUCUCGCACCCCUUUCAUACCACCAACCGGUUCUCGCACCCUUUCAAACCACCAACCGGUUCUCGCACCCCUUUCAAACCACCAACCGGUUCUCGCACCCCUUUCAUACCACCAACCGGUUCUCGCACCCCUUUCAAACCACCAACCAGGUUCUUUCACCAACCCCUUUCAAACCACCAAACCCGGUUCACACCUUUCAAACCACCUUUUUCAAACCACCAACCGGUUCUCGCACCCCUUUCAAACCACCAACCAGUUCUCCCCUUUCAAACCCCCUUUCAAAACCACCGGUUUCCAACCGCCCUUUCAAACCACCAACCAGUUCUCGUACCCCUUUCAAACCACCAACCAGUUCUCUCACCCCUUUCAAACCACCAACCGGUUCUCGCACCCCUUUCAAACCACCAACCAGUUCUCACCCUUUCAAACCACCACCAACCGGUUCUCGCACCCCUUUCAAACCAGAAACCGGUUCUCGUACCCCUUUCAAACCACCAACCAGUUCGUUCCCCCUUUCAAACCACCAACCAGUUCGCGCCCCUUUCAAACCACCAACCGGUUCUCGCACCCCUUUCAAACCACCAACCAGUUCUAAAUUUCCCUUUUCAAACCACCAACCGGUUCUCGUACCCUUUCAAACCACCAACCGGUUCUCGCACCCCUUUCAAACCACCAACCGGUUCUCGCACCCCUUUCAAACCACCAACCAGUUCUCGCCCUUUCAAACCAGAAACCAGUUCUCGUACCCCUUUCAAACCACCAACCGGUUUCGCGCGCCCUUUCAAACCACCAACCGGUUCUCGUACCUUUCAAACCACCAACCAGUUCGCCCCUUUCAAACCAGAAACCAGUUUCGUACCUUUCAAACCACCAACCAGUUUCGCGCCCCUUUCAAACCAGAAACCAGUUCUCGCACCCCUUCAAACCACCAAACCAGUUCUCGCGCCCCUUUCAAACCACCAACCGGUUCUCGCACCCCUUUCAAACCACCAACCUGGUUCUCACAUUUCCUUUCAAACCAGAAACCAACCGGUUUCAAACCGCAGUUCUCCCCUUUCAAACCACCAACCGGUUCUCGCACCCCUUUCAUACCACCAACCGGUUCUCGCAUUCCUUUCAAACCACCAACCGGUUCUCGCACCCCUUUCAUACCACCAACCGGUUCUCGCACCCCUUUCAUACCACCAACCGGUUCUCGCACCCCUUUCAUACCACCAACCGGUUCUCACAUUCCUUUCAAACCACCAACAGGUUCUCGCAUUCCUUUCAAACCACCAACCGGUUCUCGCACCCCUUUCAUACCACCAACCAGUUAUGAUGACAUCACACUUGGUGUCUUGUUCCUGUGUGCUACUAGCAUGUCAGCUACUGCGGCACAAAGGAAAGAAACCAUUUGUAUAUGAAAAGAUUGGUUGUUAG